This is a messenger RNA of Eucalyptus grandis, 882 nucleotides long. Its product is annotated as transcriptional activator HAP2-like. Bases 417 to 821 code for a protein of 134 amino acids. Gene Ontology annotation, molecular function: DNA-binding transcription factor activity, RNA polymerase II-specific; RNA polymerase II cis-regulatory region sequence-specific DNA binding. The record is from RefSeq and is a predicted model, not a curated record. Lineage: Eukaryota; Viridiplantae; Streptophyta; Magnoliopsida; Myrtales; Myrtaceae. The transcript has 2 exons. Gene Ontology annotation, biological process: regulation of transcription by RNA polymerase II.
UGCCCUUUUCAUACUUGUUGAUUUUGGAAGUUCCUUCUGGCCUUUGCCAGUUAUAAAAAUUAAUUAUAAAGCUCUCUUUUUUUCCCGAUUUGAAGAUUCUGCUCGUGUUUGCUUCCUUAGCCACAUGCUAUGCUGUCAUUAGAUGCCAUUUUUAGGACAUUCUAUUUUUUGGGAAAUAGUCCAACUGCUAUCUUCAUCUUCGUUACAGCUUUUGCAGCUACCUCGGCAUUUAAUUGAUUGGGGAUAAACUUAACUGAUAUCUUUGCUUUGCUUGCUCUCUGAUAUGGUGUCAUUCCUUUCUCUUGUCUUGGUUUAAUUGGAUCUAUAGCCGUAUAUUCAUGAGACGCGGCACCAGCAUGCCAUGAGAAGAGUCGGGAAGUAGAGGGCGGUUUCUUCAAGAAAAAUCAAGGCUUCGAAUGAUGCAGCCGAAGAGAAGGGAACAAACUUGGUCAGGCUCUGUCUUCCCAAUCUGCCAGUUCAUUGGGCUCUCUGAACCUUUGGCACCUGACUUCUCUGAAACCUGGAAUUCAUCUAGUAAACACAUGGUAGGAAGGAAGGCCGCAAGAAGGGUGUCAACGCUUCAAUUUGAUUUGGAUUUUCAGCAAAUCCGAACUGAACUAACCGUUAAGUUGGAUCUACAACCGCAUCUUCAUGAGUCGCGGCACCAGCAUGCCAUGAGAAGAGCCAGAGGAAGUGGAGGGCGGUUUCUUGAUCCAAGUAAAAUCAAUGCUUCGAAUGAUGCAGCUAAAGAGAAGGGCACAAAUUCUGCUCCUGCUCUAUCUCCCAAUCUGCCAGUUCAUUGGGCUCUGUUAGGCACCUGACUCCUCUAAAAUCUGAAAUCCAUCUAGUAGUCACAUGGCUGGAAGGUCGGUGGUGUCAAUA